AAUGAAAGCAGUUUUGUGGCAACUGUAUAUGGAGCUGGAAAUGGAGCAACAAUAGUGGUCAAAAAUAUAAAUGCCUUUCUAUUGUUCAACAUGCCUUAUGGUGCUCGAUUCUUUGCAAACAGUGUCAUUAUGCUUUCAGGAAUAUCUGGAUUAGCGUUUUCCAAGUCAUUUGCUCUUGCUAUACUGUCCAUUGUACUUGUUGGUGCAUCAAAUGCUUUUGGAGAAAAUGUUGCACUAGGCUAUCUAUCAAGGUUUGACAGCCACAAUGUGACAGCUUGGGCCAGUGGCUAUGGCUUAGCAGGGCUUCUGGGAGCGUUUUUGUAUGUUCUUUUUGGUUGCUUUAUUAAUGGUGAGGAACAUUCCCAAGAUAUGCGGAACCUGGAUAAGUGGGCAUUCAUCAGUAUUGUACCAGCAGUGGUUGUAUACCUUGCAGUAUCAUUACGUCUAAUCAAAGAGCGUGCUAAACCUGCUAAGCAAAGACAAAUAUGCAACAGAUCCUCAGUUGAUGACCAGACAACUCCACUGUUGAUAAAUACCACAGAUAUUUUACGAGUGCAGCGAGAGGUGCUCAGUGAAACAUCAUCACACAGUCAAAGCAGCAGUCAAAGCAGCAGGGAUGCAUUGUUGACCACUGACAAAGAUGAAGAAAUCGUUUUACCUCUUUCAGCAAAAAUCAAGGAAUUUUUCCUGCAAAUCAGAAGAUGCUUCAGACUUGUUGCAUGGUUAGCAUUCAAUUUGGCUGUUGUACAAUUUAGCAGUUACACAAUAAGAGUGGCAGCUGCCAAGGCAAGGCCAAAACAUGAUACCGCCUCAUGUCCAGAGCUGUAUGCAUCAUUACAACUCUGCUUUCAGGCUGGUGUCUUUGCUUCACAAUCUUCACUUCCUAUUUUGAAGAUCAGACGAGUAGGUCUGCUGACCGCUGUGCUAACAAUUAACAUGCUACUAUGGCUCAUAAAUGAAGGGUUCAAAUUUCUCCCAGUUGCACUAUUGCCAGCGUUAAUGGUAGUAGCUGGUUGUCUGAGAGGAGCAGUGUAUGUGAAUGUGUUCUACAUGAUAAGGACGGAUAGACGGUUUCCAGAUAAAGACAGAGAGAUGUCAGCAAAUGUUGCCGGCAUAUUUUUGACAAUAGGGUUGUCAUUGAGCUGCAUCUUACAGACGAUUUUAUUCAACACAGUACUGUUGCCAUAUUGAUGGAAGGACGCGUUUAUCCGACGAUUGCUACCACGGAGGAUUUUUAGAGUGCAAUGACUAUUGUUUUGUAAUUUGGUCACAAUUUUCACGAAGGAAUGGGCAUAUCAAAAUUGAGAAUUUGAGUAUUUUUUGCCUAUUGUGUUUAAAAACAUGGUCAACAUUAAUGACGCCAGAAAAAGGCAUCUCGAUGAUUGCAUCUUCACGAAGAGAUGCAAACACGCCUGCCCCUUAAAAAUGUACAAAAGUACGGGAAAGGCGUAAAAUUAGGUCAACUGAGAUUUUCGUUUCUACUAGCUGACGGGCAUCUUUACUAAUUUAUUUUGGCUAAUAAACCACCUGUGUCAAUUAAAAUUACUGGGUUUCAAUUAAAGUUGGCCUAUCAAAGAAUUAUGUCAAGGUUUCCUUAUUGAUAAAGUUGUUGCAAAGUAGUAGUUUUUGCAGUUUUGAAAACGGAGAUACUUUUAUACGUUAUUUUACGUCAAAUGUUACAAAUCUGUAAAACUAAGUACAGUAAUUAUGUUUAGAAUAUUAUUGAAAUGUAGAAGACUCCGUAUCGUUCAAAAACUGUGCAAAUGCAUUCUCGUUUUUUAUUCAACGUUCAGCCAAUUUUGCAAUGUACAUUUUUUGACUUGCGUGCUUGUUGGGUUCGAAGUGUAUAUAAGUGAAACAACUGUUCAUUAAAGCCUGAAAUGUCUUUGAAACUUCAAACAAACAAAAAGUGGUUUUCAGAUCUUAAGCGGACCGUAAAUGACGGCUUCAAUCUAAAUAAAAAGAAUAAUAAAUGAAAAAAAAAUCUUUCCCAA
Messenger RNA from Patiria miniata (bat star), 1994 nucleotides. RefSeq names its product battenin-like. Gene Ontology annotation, cellular component: membrane. The transcript is spliced from 12 exons. Bases 91 to 1191 code for a protein of 366 amino acids. The record is from RefSeq and is a predicted model, not a curated record. Lineage: Eukaryota; Metazoa; Echinodermata; Asteroidea; Valvatida; Asterinidae.